Messenger RNA from Auanema sp. JU1783, 390 nucleotides. NCBI's taxonomy places the organism in Eukaryota, Metazoa, Nematoda, Chromadorea, Rhabditida, Rhabditidae. The record is from the annotation of a GenBank genome assembly.
AUGCCUCCGAAACAAGCAGGAAAGGGAAUGAAGAAGACUAUGGCCCAACGCUCAACUCCAGCUACCGCUUCCACUACCGUCACCAAACGUUUGAGGAAGAAGAAAAGCAAGAGAGGGCAGUUCUCCAGCUACGUCUACAGAGUUCUCAAGCAAGUUCAUCCUUCAACCGGAAUCUCUUCUCAAGCCAUGAGCAUCAUGAACUCUUUUGUGACUGAUGUUUUUGAUCGCAUAACCCUUGAAGCGUCUCGUUUGAUUAAGUAUGGAGAGAAGAGAACUCUUUCUUCUCGCGAAAUCCAAACUGCCGUCAGACUUAUUCUUCCGGGAGAACUUGCCAAGCAUGCUGUCUCAGAAGGCACCAAAGCCGUAACCAAGUUCACUUCGUCUCUCUAA